This is a messenger RNA of Homalodisca vitripennis (glassy-winged sharpshooter), 1580 nucleotides long. Its product is annotated as translation initiation factor eIF-2B subunit gamma-like. Gene Ontology annotation, molecular function: guanyl-nucleotide exchange factor activity; translation initiation factor activity. Gene Ontology annotation, cellular component: eukaryotic translation initiation factor 2B complex; guanyl-nucleotide exchange factor complex. The record is from RefSeq and is a predicted model, not a curated record. NCBI's taxonomy places the organism in Eukaryota, Metazoa, Arthropoda, Insecta, Hemiptera, Cicadellidae. Gene Ontology annotation, biological process: cytoplasmic translational initiation; biosynthetic process.
CGUGUGGUGUCUGCUUGAGCCAAGUUACUUAUCAACAUAACCUUAACUAAUAAAAGUUCAUCAUUGGCUUUGUGCAUUUUAUUACAAUUGUUUAUGAAAUAUUUUUAAAAUGGGAGUUACUGAGUUUCAAGGUGUUAUAAUGGCCGGUGGAAAAGGUUCAAGGAUGACUGAAUUGACAGCUAAAAGACCAAAAUGUCUUCUUCCAAUCGGAAAUUUUCCUAUGGUCUGGUAUCCCAUACGCUUGUUUGAAAGAUCUGGGUUUGAAGAAGUAAUCAUUGUUGUCCUGGAGUCAAUUAAGAAUGAAGUUCAAACAGCAUUAGAACGUACUGGUUUGAAAAUUCGCCUAGAGAUUGUUGGAAUUCCUACUGGAGAAGACUGGGGUACUGCAGAUACACUACGGCAUUUGGAAGAUAUUAAUAGAAUUAAGUCCGAUGUGAUUGUGGUUAGUUGUGAUCUAAUCACAGACGUUGAUCUGUCGGCUGUACUUAACUUGUUUCGUCAGCAUGAUGCAUCCUUGACCAGCUUAUUUUUCCAGCCAACGUUAGCAAAGUACCCUCUACCCACACCUGGGCCUAAGUCCAAGGACAAACCUGAACGAGACUUGGUAGCAAUCGAUCCCACCACAUCUCGUCUGGUAUUCCUGGCGUCUGCAAGUGAUUACGAGGAAACUCUGACACUCUCACGCGGUUUGUUGAAGAAACACGGACAAGUUCGUCUGUAUUCUCGCUUGUUGGACGCACACCUCUAUAUUAUGAGGAGAUGGUUAUGUCAGUACUUAACUCACAACAGGAAUAUGAGUUCUCUGAAGGGAGAGCUAGUGCCUUACACAGUCAAGAAACAGUUCACUCGGCCGUUGUCUAAAUUUGAGCAGGAGAAGGCGCCGUCAAUAGUCAUCUCGCGCCCUAAAGUAGAACUAGUAGAAAUGGCUGAAGAGUUGAAGCUGGCUCUAAAGGUGAGAGACAUGUCCAAUUUCACCGAUCACCAUGGGGACAAGAGCGGCGCCUACCAUGGAGAUGAAGUGCGUUGCUACGCGUUCAUCGCGCCUGAGACCUCCUUCGCUACUAGGGCCAACACUCUACCAGAGUACUGUCGGAUGAACAGAGAGAUUGUGGAGCGAUGGUCAGCACUAUCAGGGGGACAGGAUAUAGCUGCAGUCGCCUCAACAGCCACAGUGGCUAGCAACCAGCUGGAUCCAUCGUGUCUGGUGGGCGACCGAGCAGUGGUGUCCGAGCGUACCGCGGUCAAGGGCUCCGUACUUGGACCGCAGACCACGAUCAGACCUCGUACCAGGGUCUUCAACAGCAUCCUCAUGGCUGGCGCCAGCGUCGGUGAAGGAUGUGCGGUGGUCAACUGUAUUCUCUGUGAUGAGGCUGUUGUUGAGGAUGGGUGCGACCUAAAGGAUUGUCUGGUCGGAAGUCGACAAAUAGUGCCUAGUGGAGAAAAACAUUCCAAUGAAGUUCUGACAGAUGAUGAGCAUCUCAUUGAAAUCCUGUAAACCAUCUGCAUCUUAUGUUGACACUGCAUCUAGGGUACGAUGAUUUGUAAAAAUUUAUAGAAUAAAAAAGUUUUAUUACCUUGUA